Molecule: messenger RNA, 874 nt
Organism: Hyaloscypha bicolor E
Lineage: Eukaryota; Fungi; Ascomycota; Leotiomycetes; Helotiales; Hyaloscyphaceae
Exons: 1
Coding region: 283-783 (166 amino acids)
Source: RefSeq, a predicted model, not a curated record
UUUCCCCAAAUCCGCAAGUCCAUUAAGCGCGUGAGCCUCAACCCGAACCUCCACAUCUUCUUUCUUCGACAACCAACAUCGCCUUCACUGCAGCUUGCGCAAUGGAGGUUCCACCAGUAGAAGAGCAAGGCAGCCGCCCUUCUACCGCUGCAGAGAAGAGCGAGACGCCAGCUUCCCUACCAGGUUCGUGGACCUCAUUCGGAUUGCUCUAGCCGAUUGCUAACUGUUACGCCUCCCACAGAUGGCCUGCGAAUCCCAGUCUCUCCAAGUCUCAACUAUACGAUGGAUCCAGCCAUCGCCGAUACCGAGCCAGUAUUCACGGUAUUUCCCAAGCUGCCACCUGAAAUGCGUCUCAAGAUCUGGAAGCAUGCUUUGCCUGGCCCUCGAUUUGUCCCAUAUUGCCCGGGACGAAACAGACAGUGUGUUGGACGACGCUGCUCUGCGGUCAACUCUACCAUCAAAACAACCUACGCCUGUAGCGAGUCCUUCCAGGUUGUCCAAUCAGCAUACGAGAAGCUUCCUGUAAUUUGUGAUCCAUCGCCGGUCCAAUGUCCAGAGAAACAGCCGUACGUUUAUGUCGACUACAGCAUAGACGAAGUCUACGUCGAGCUGAAUUGGUUCGCCCUUGAGGAACAGAAAUUCUUCUUCGCACAGCUUUCUAAGGUCAAACACUUCGCAACAAACGAAUGCAAUAUGAGAAAUCCUGAGGUCGGCUUGGCAGAUUUCUGGGAUACCUUGCGGGUUUCCUUUCCAACAAUCAAGCGAGUAACCUUCAUCGUGUAACCGUGUCUACGUGGCGGCGAGUACAUAGAAGAAUGGGCCGUUGUUCCCUUCCCAUCGGAGCCACGUUACAACUUUGACUUAACGGACUUUG